Molecule: messenger RNA, 2889 nt
Organism: Acytostelium subglobosum LB1
Lineage: Eukaryota; Evosea; Eumycetozoa; Acytosteliales; Acytosteliaceae
Exons: 6
Coding region: 1-2889 (962 amino acids)
Biological process (GO): regulation of small GTPase mediated signal transduction
Molecular function (GO): GTPase activator activity
Source: RefSeq, a predicted model, not a curated record
AUGACAAAUGAUGUGGACAGUGACAAGGAUAAGAUGGAGUUUGGCGCAGCCCCGCCACCACCUUCACCAUUGUAUAGUGCUAUGGGUGUAGUGGAUAUUAAUCAUGGAUUGGAACACCGUAACUCUGUACAGAGUUUCAAUACAACGACAGAUGACGAGGAGGACGAGAAUGAGGAGUUGGACUCUGAGAGCGAGUAUAGCUCCGACGACGAGAGCUAUCUGACAAACUCUUCGAUAAUGUCAUCGUCAACCAGUCAACUGCCAUCAGAGAUAACGCCAUCGGCUUCAAUGACCUUCCUGCAUACGACCACGUCGAUGGGCCUGACGGGCGGCGGCCUCGGCAGCGACGACUCGAGCUCAUCGCUGGCCAGUUGCAGCAGUCGCAUCAUCAGCCCAUCCAACAGCAUCAGAAACAGCUUCAGUAACAGCGAGGCAUUGUCCUCCUCAUCGAGUCUGUCGCCAGAGCGACACAAGAGGAACUCAAUGAUCGAUCUGAACUCAAUGUCACCGAGCAGCAGCAAGAAGGAGGAGAAGAGGAGGAAGAAGGAGGAGAAGGCCCGCGAGAAGUCAAAGAAGAAGGAGAAGCACGCCUCUCCCACCAAGCAAUCAAUCUCUCCAUCAUCCACAGUCACACCAAACAACCAGAAGCUGCGUACCAGUCUCUCGUCGGCACUCUUCAAUCACAAGAGUGGCAGUGGUGGCGAGAGUCAGGAGACACAGUCCAGAUCACCUCCAACACCUGUAAAUAAUACAACAUGUAAUAAUAACAAUGUCAACAACACAAACAACAACAAUGCAUUGGCCGCCAGCACAGAGAAGAAGAAGACAAUGUCAUUCUUUAGAAAGUCUCCAAGCAGUCAUGGUCUUAGUGAGGAUGCACAGACUGGAAAUGGCUUCACGAGCAGCAGCGCGUAUCAAUCACGCACCAACAAUAGCCAGCCAAUCGACACGACCACCAACAGCCCUCACCUCUCAACAUCACCGACGACCUAUGACAAGUAUCUGACCAGCUACCACUCGCCCAAAAAGAAGACGUCCACCAUCGAGAAAAUCUUUGGUGGCGGCAAGAAGAAGGACGAGAGGCGUCUUGGCGCAUCCAGCGAGCUUCAGCCACAGGCAGCGCAGUCACAGCAACAGGGCGAGUCAAGGAGUGGCGGCGCCACCCCCGACCUCAAGUCAUCGAGCUCAUCCAUAAACAAGAUCAGGAUGUCAGUGUCCGAGAACGACCUGCUCAAUCCGGGCGAGAUGACGCUGGAGGAGCAAGCCAGACUUGCAAACGACCUGGCAAAUCUGGCCGGCCUCAGGACUGUUGUAACCACUAGCUCUGAAGCCACAUCGCUCGUGGCAUCAAUGCCUCUCCCAUCAAUCAGAGAGGAUGAUCCAGCGAUGAACCCAUUGGAGAAGGCCAACUCUGAGCCCAUGAUAACGAUAUCACCUCCACUUGAAGGCGACGGCCAACACCAUCAUCUCCCGCCUCACCGAGCAACACCCGACCGACAGCUCAUGAGGAGGAAGACCAUUGAAGAGCUCAAGUUUGACACAACCCUCAAAGAGUUGGUGGCCUCUAAAGGACAGGAGUUGAAGAGAUAUAAACAAUUCAUUGGAACUAGACCAGCGUACAAGACCAAGUUGUUCCAGAGUGAGGAGGAGACUCCACAACACUCGACGUUGGUGUCAAGACAGAGUUCGAUCGAGGAUAUGAAGAAUGGCAAUGUAAACAUAGAUUGUAGCACUGGAUGGACACGCGAGUGUGACAUCCCGGCCAACCUCAUCAGACAGAGGCCGGCUGGCAGCAGCCAACACCUCCUGGAGGAGAGUGACAAUGAGAUACAUCACUAUGAUACCUCAUUCCUCGAUUUCAAGCACAAGAACUUCCUCUCUGUUGACCAACUCAAUGGAGGCCCCAUCGGUCCUGUUAUAAUCAGUAUUCGAAAGGUGGCAGAGAAGUUCAAGCAGAAGAAGAAGAGACAUGAUAAGCCUGGAGAAGGCGCACCGCCAAUGAUGGCGCAGGAGAGAAGGUUCAAGGUCCUGGUCAGAACACAAGAGGGCGAGGACAGGUUCUAUCUGUCGUCGGGCAAGGCCACACCCCAGGAGUUGAUGCACACCGUUCAAUCCAUUUGCCAGCCCAUCAGCGCACUGACAUUCAAGGUGAUCAAGUCAAACGAUGUCAAGAAGCAGCUCUCCAACUGGGAGGACAAGUUGAUCACAAAGGACUACACGUUUGGACUGCUCUAUCGCAAGAAAGACCAGCUCACAGAGUCCGAGAUGUUCUCCAACCAGAUCCAGGACGCCAGCGAAGAGUACAAUGAGUUCCUUGAGUUCAUUGGCAAGAAGAUUGAGCUCAAAGAUUGGCCACACUACAAGGGUAACCUUGACAUUGUCAACAACUCAACUGGCAUCCAUUCAGUGUAUACUACCAAACAUUUUAACAUUGAUGACAAUAUAUUCAAGUUCCAGAUCAUGUUCCACGUGUCGACACUACUUCCAUUCAGAGCUCACGAUGAGCAACAACUAGAGAGAAAGAGACAUGUUGGCAAUGAUGUCGUUGUGUUGAUCUUCCAAGACAUUGGUUGUGCCCCAUUUGUACCAUCCACCAUCCGCUCAGAGUUUAACCAUGUAUUCAUUGUUGUACAACCUCAGCCCAAACAGUCUCCCCUUGACCCGACUCAAUAUAUAAUAUCAGUGACCUCAAAGGAUGGCGUUGGACAGUUUGGUCCGUCAUUCUCUCCGAACAAGGUCUGGAAAAAGGACAUCAACUUAUUAGAUAGUCUAAUUGCCAAGAUGAUAAAUGGAGCAAAGGCAGCACUAUACGCGAAUGCAUUCAGUGAGAAACUGAAGAAGACAAGGCUGGCCUUCCUCAAGGCUAUCAUAAGCAAGAUUGACCAAUGA